Molecule: messenger RNA, 1218 nt
Organism: Pseudocercospora fijiensis CIRAD86
Lineage: Eukaryota; Fungi; Ascomycota; Dothideomycetes; Mycosphaerellales; Mycosphaerellaceae
Exons: 3
Coding region: 1-1218 (405 amino acids)
Molecular function (GO): 5-methyltetrahydropteroyltriglutamate-homocysteine S-methyltransferase activity; zinc ion binding
Source: RefSeq, a predicted model, not a curated record
AUGGCUGCGGGUACGCCUCCCAGGAAUCCACCGUUCCGGGCCGAGCACAUUAGUUCCUUGCUACGUCCGGAUGAACUGGUUCAAACGCGCUAUGCGGGCCCAUUUAAAAGGCCUGAGGAUUUGGUCCCAGUGGAGCAGAAGGCCAUCAAUGAUGUCGUCAAGCUCCAGCAGGAUUGCGGCAUUCACAGCAUUACCAAUGGCGAGUACUCGCGGCAUCAGUUCUGGGGAACGUUCAUGGAGACCCUCAAUGGCAUGGAGGAGAUCAACUUGAGAGAAGGCGGCUACGAUCAAUCCAUCUUCCGCAUGUACGCCCCGGAUGUCAAGUCCUUUCUGCAUGCGAAGACCAUUCCAAACCAAGUCACCGUGGCCACUGGAAAACUGUCGCAUACGGGAAAGUCGACCUUCUUGCCUGAGUUGAAGUAUCUUCAGAGCAUUCUGCCAAAAGAGGACCAUUACAAGAUCAAGCUCACUUUGACCAGUCCUUCGUGGUAUCACUUCCGAUAUGGUCCCAAGAAGGCUUACACCAAGGGAACAUACAACAAUGAUGACGAGUACUUUGCCGAUCUUGCGCGAGCUUAUCAAACCGAGCUCAAGAUUCUGUAUGAUGCUGGCUUGAGGAAUGCUCAAGUCGAUGACCCGAAUCUUGCGUACUUUUGCUCGGAAGCCAUGUUGAAGGGCUGGGAGGAGGAUCCGGAGAACUUCCAGACUGCGGACGAGCAGCUUGAUGCUUAUAUCAAGUUCUACAACGCAUGCUUCCAGCGACCGGCAGACUUUCACCUCGGCAUCCAUCUCUGCCGUGGCAACUACCUAGGAUCCAAGCACUUCUCCGAGGGUGCAUACGACGCCAUUGCUCGGAAACUGUUCAACGAUCUCGAUGUGACUACAUACUACUUGGAAUACGACACACCGAGAGCAGGAGGUUUCGAGCCACUCAAGUACUUGCCCAAGAACAAGAAUGUCGUGGUGGGCGUCGUGACCUCCAAAUUCCCGGAGCUGGAAGAGCAAAAGGAAAUGGUCGACCGAGUCUACAAAGCUGCCGACUACAUCGCCGAAGGAUCGGGACAGACUCGGGACCAAGCUCUCAAUCAAUUGAGUGUCUCGCCCCAGUGUGGAUUUGCUAGCCAUGCCGAGGGCAAUUCUUUGGGUUACGAGGAUAUGAGGAAGAAGCUGCAGUUGGUGAGGAGGAUUGCUGACGAGGUCUGGCCUGGUCAGCCAUAG